CACUUAAAACUUCACUGUUAAUAGUGUCAAUACUGUCAAUCUCAAAAUCACAUGCAAAUACAAAUUUUACAUAAUAAUAGAACCACUAAAAUGUCAUAAAAAUGGAUCUAAAUGAACAAAAUAGUACAUUCGUAACAAAAUUUAACAUAAAUGGUCGCAGUAUUUACAUAAAAGUCUCGUGGAAAGAUAAUGAAACCGACGUAUUUCGCUUAAAACUGUACGAAGGAGAACGCACUUGGUCGGGGCGGUUUUCUGUCGAGUUUGCUGAGAAAUACAGGGAGUGUUUUGACGAAACUAAACCAGAAUACUUGAAAAAUGUUGAACUGAGUUUAAAAGGCGACAGUGAUGAUUUUACAUACGCUUUUAAUGAGACCGGCGAUGAUGAGGCAUCGUUCAUUUGGAAGAAGAAAUUCGUAGGUUCUACUGCAACUAGAGUCCAUGGAUCGGUAUCCUUGAAACUGGAUGCUCCUGAAUCCAAAGACGUUUUGAUAGAUUUCUUAUUGGAUGAAAAUAAGAGUUUACAGCAAGCCAUCUCAGAUUUUAAUGACAGGACCAACAUAUUGACCGGAGAGCUAGACAAAUGCAAGCAGGAAAUGGAGAAAUACGUAGACAUCAAGACCACUUUAGAGUCUGUGUUGUAUGGGAAGUUUGUUCAGAUAUUGAAUACUAAGAAAAGGAGAAUUGAGCUACUUGAAGAAAAUAUACAAAAGUUCAUUCAAGAAAAGAAAGUUUAAACUGUAAAGAAGUUUAAAUUACUAUUAUCUGUGAUCUCUUUAACUAUAAACUAAAUGUGAGUUCCUAGAAAAAAACUGGAGGGUCCCACAGUCAUAAAUAUGCCUGUAUUUAUUUAAAUUUUAGUAACAAAUUCUAAAUUACUAACCUACAUUUGUACCCUCCUACGCCCAGCCAUAGAAAUGAAAAAUCCAAAAUUUGCCACUAAAAAUUUGAUACUAUAAUAGUGUAGGAAAUAGACUUGAUUUUGCUUUGUUUGAAAACGGAAUGAAACAAAGCAAACUAAGUCUGUUUCAAUAGGGGAUAUCAUGCAGAGCUCUGUGUAGAAAGUGCCACUACCACAUUCUGAGGGUUUACCAUAAAACACGACAAUCUAAAUUUCGUUAUUUGCCUCUCUAUCACUCUUGCAUAUUCAAGCAAUAAAGAGGCCAGAUAAUGAAAUUUCGAUUUUCGUGUUUCACGGUAGGCCUCUGUAAACAAACCGCUUUGAUGCAUCAAUGUCAUAGUAAAACUUCUCAAAAAACUGUUUAAGGCAUAGUAUGUAUAAGAUACUCAAUGGUUUAUGUGAUGUGAUAGUGCUGCUCUCUGACCACAGAACAUUGCAGUAAUACUCCCUAUUGAAUAUGAGUUAAAUUUCAUUUAACUGAAUAAGAGGCCUUAGGAGGGUAUAGAUUAUUGUAAUUUUUUACUCUUCAGUUUAGGAAUAAUAAACGGAUUUUUUGGUA
Molecule: messenger RNA, 1457 nt
Organism: Cydia pomonella (codling moth)
Lineage: Eukaryota; Metazoa; Arthropoda; Insecta; Lepidoptera; Tortricidae
Product: DNA repair protein XRCC4-like
Exons: 1
Coding region: 102-734 (210 amino acids)
Biological process (GO): DNA recombination; double-strand break repair via nonhomologous end joining; response to X-ray
Cellular component (GO): DNA-dependent protein kinase-DNA ligase 4 complex; nucleus; DNA ligase IV complex
Molecular function (GO): DNA binding
Source: RefSeq, a predicted model, not a curated record